Messenger RNA from Syngnathus acus (greater pipefish), 4508 nucleotides. It is a transcript of the gene rasal3, whose product is annotated as RAS protein activator like 3. NCBI's taxonomy places the organism in Eukaryota, Metazoa, Chordata, Actinopteri, Syngnathiformes, Syngnathidae. The coding region runs from base 130 to 3477 and encodes 1115 amino acids. The record is from RefSeq and is a predicted model, not a curated record. Gene Ontology annotation, biological process: regulation of GTPase activity. The transcript is spliced from 20 exons.
UGUUGUGUCAACUGGAAACAGGAAAUGAUGAAAUGAUGCAGAGAGCCAGCGGGUCUUCAUCUCACUCAUUAUUCACGAGUACGUCCGAGCUAAAGAGAUACAAAUGUCAACAACAACCUGAUCAUUAAAAUGGGCACUGAGCAACAAGAAGUGGAGUCUGCAGCACAUCCACCUCAAACAGAACAAGGAUCAGCAGCGAAGAAGAGGAACCCCCCUGCAGAUCAUCUCGAGGGACAAGCAGCUGAGUCCACUGACCCUCUCAAAACAUACAAAUGGAAAACGGCCUCAAAGGAAUUUCUUCAUGAGGUGAGUGAAGACGGAGCCUCCUCUGCGGCAUCUCCAACUGAAAGGACUCAAAAGGGCAACAAAUGGAACAAGAUGCAAUUGUGGCGCAAGGCCCUGAGUGAGGAAGACAAAGCAACUAAGAUGAAUUCUACAGGAAAGAAUCCCUUCCACAGAGCCCUUUCUUUGCCUCCUGUGUCAUUUUUUGCCACGCUGACCCAAUCUUCUAGCUCUGCCAGUGCACCACACGGAGAGCCCCCAACACCCUCUGUUGCAGAAGCCACUUUGGAGCCUGAGCAAGGGGGAGGAGGGGCCCGAUUUAAAAAGUGCUGGAGGUCUGUGUCUCAGAAGCUCAAAAGGCCCAGACUGCAAAGUCGGAACAGCGCCCCUAUAUUGUUACAAGGUGGAGGUGAGCAUGAAGCUGUGUCCACAGAACUCCAGAAAAACCAGUGGGCGCAACCCCGGGAAGUUACCUUGUGGAACAUUAGCAACUGUGUUCUUCAAGAUGGACAGAUUCUCAUCUGCACCGAGGAAGAACCGACAAUGUGGACCCGGACCCGUGUUAACAGCUGCCUGUCCAACCUCAGUAUGCAGAAUCUUGUGGAUAUUGACGCAGAAUGUAGUCCUGACCCCGUGAGCUCUCGACCAAAGAAAGAAGAUGGUGGUGUGCGGGCACUGAUUAAGCGACGUUUUGAGAACAAGGCCAAGAGAAACAGCAACACUCAAUUGAACCAUGUGGGACUAAACAAAGGAAGCAGGCACUAUGGAUCCAAGGAGUCUGUAUCAAUUCCAGUGAGCCCUGUUGGAAGUCUGGAUCUGAGUGCAGAUGCCAGUACUGUGGUCAGGCCAGUCCACAGCUCCAUUUUAGGGGAGAAGUACUGUUUUGAGGUCAUAAACUCGGAGAACACACACUGCUUUGGCUGCUCCUCAGCUGCAGAGCGUGAUCGUUGGAUUGAAGACCUGAGAAGGGCUGCCCAGCCCAAUAAGGAUAACAUUGAGCGGACAGAGAACUCCCUAAAUCUGUGGGUGAAAGAAGCUAAGGAUUUGCCUCCCAAACGCCGCUAUUACUGUGAAGUACAUUUGGAUGGGACUCUCUUUGCCCGUACCACCUCUCGCCCGAUAGGAAAAGUGCCCAGUCGUUCCAACCUGGCUGCAGAAAUCUCUACUGGUUCUUCAGGAAGUCUGGGUGGUAGUGGAGGUGUUGCAGGGGGAUGUCAGUUAUUCUGGGGAGAGUUCUUUGAACUUGACAAUCUUCCAUGCAUCUCCCAAAUCACCUUGCACCUCUUCCGCGAGGAAGAACCCAAGAAAAAGCGCCAUUCUCGAGAUGAAUUCAGCCUGCAUCCACUGGGGAGUGUCAAUAUACACUUAGCUGAUAUCCGAGGGAGGACCUAUCAGGAAAAGUGGUAUCCUAUCAUUCCUUACAAGCUGUCGAGUACGGGGUGCGCCAAAGAGCAUCUGGGGUCACAGGCUUCUCUUCGCAUCAAGGCCCGUUUCCAGAAUCUACACGUUCUUCCUAUGGAGAAAUACAAGGAGUUUGCUGAGUAUGUGACUGUGAAUUAUGUCGACAUGUGCAAAAGCUUGGAGCCACUUCUGAAUGUGAAAGAAAAGGAGGAGCUGGCCGGGGCGCUUGUGCAUGUGCUGCAGAGUAUCGGCAAAGCAAAGGAAUUUCUCGUUGAUUUGGGAACCGCCGAGAUUGAACGAUUUGGAGAGAAGGAGGCUCUUAUCUUCAGAGAGAACACAAUUGCCACGAAAGCCAUAGAUGAAUAUAUGAAGCUGGUUGGACAGAAAUACCUCAUUGACACAUUAGGGGACUUCAUCAUACGUCUCUAUGUAAUGGGGGACAACUGUGAAGUUGACCCCCGCAAAUGUCAUGCCUCUGAACUAUCAAACAACCAGAGGAAUUUGAGGGAAGUGUGUGACGAAGUGGUGCGGAAAAUUAUUGACCUCCAUGGACACUUUCCUGAGGAGCUGAACAAGAUUUUCUCAAGUUGGACGGUGUUGUGUGAAGACCAAGGAAGACCAGAGAUUGGUCAACGUCUCAUCUCUGCUUCCCUCUUCCUUCGCUUCUUGUGUCCUGCUGUCCUGAGUCCAUCUCUUUUUGGUUUGACACAACCAUACCCAGAACCAAAAACCCUCCGCGCACUCACCCUAACUGCUAAAGUCAUCCAGAACUUGGCAAACUUCACUCUGUUUGGAGACAAGGAGGAGUACAUGCUUUUUAUGAAUGAAUUCUUAGAGCAGCAUUGGGACAGAAUGAGGGGCUUUCUCCAAACAGUAUCCAAUCCAUAUGCUGAAAUCCCAAUGAGUUCUUUUGAUGGCUAUGUGGAUCUACCUCUGCGACUGGCCGUGCUACAUGGUCUGUUGGUUGAUAUCAUCUGUCUGAGGGAUCAGGACACCAUUGAGAAAUUGCACCCUCUGCCUUUGAUCCUGAACCAGAUAACAGAGUCACUGGGCCCUGAGAUGCAUCAGAUAACAAUUAACCAGAAACAAGAUAAGCCAAUGUAUGUUCCUCCAAAGGACUUGAGCAAAUUUAGCCCUCAUCAAUCAUCCCUCCAACAGCUUCCUCAAGACUCCAAGAGAGAUGGAGAUGUGAAAGCUAGGAGAAGGAAGCCAGUCGCCAGAACUCAAAGUGCACCUCAUAGACGUCCUGAAAAAAGACUAAAGAGGCAGACAAGUUCUGAAGCCCUGCCCACAGCUGAACAUGAACAAGAUUUGCAAACAAACCAGCCCCUCAUAUCAUCACCAAAAACUAGCGAAACAAUCAAACCAUGUGCACCAGUCCCUUGGAUUAAAGACGUACAAAACAGGGAGCCCAGAGAGAUGCACUCUGAGCAGGAGGAACUCAGUUUACUAGAUAAGCAUGCCCAAGAACUGUCCGAGCUCCGCCUGGGAAUAGACCAGGUGACUGAACGUGAGCUGGAAAUGGCAAAGCGACUGGAGGACUUCAUUAACCAAAGUCAAGAUCAGAAUGCAAUACUGCAGGCCGAAAUGGAUGAGCUUCGGAAUCUGCUGGCUGUGCGGGAGGAGCAGCUUGCUAGCGCCACCUUCAGGUUGGAUGUGAUCGAGGAGGAGAGGGAGGAUGAUGAGCGCAAGCUGAAUGCCGCAAUUGCAGCUGCUGAGCGAAUGAACAUACUGGAGGAGCAGUUUGCUGGCUUGAUGAAGGAUAUUCAUCAGCUCAAUAAAUCAACAAGCUGAUGAAAAGGAACAAAUUGUCAGUUCAGGAUGCUUCUUAGGGUUUGCCAUAGUUGUGUACAGUUUCAGUAUAGCCCCAAGUAUGCUUCUUAGCCAUUUCUCAGCGAGCACAUAAAAACUAAGCUUAUCUUUGCCAGACAUUUAUUGGUGUGUAGUAUGAUAAAUUGAAUCUCUUACAAAAACUGAAACACUGACAAAUGACUGAACAAUCAAUAGCCCAUCGAGCAGUGAUUUUAUUUGUGUUAAGCACUUCAUAUAGAGUUCAUACCAAAGUCAAUACAAGAUUUCGACAAACAGUCAAAAUAUUUGGUUCACUCACACAAUCUUACAAUAGACACGAUAAAACGUUUACCUUGAAAUUCUCCCUUUACCAACACAAAAAUGCUCAGUAAUUUGUGACGGUGAAGAACUCACUCUAUAAUGUAUAUACGUACUUUUUUAUAUUUGUAAUAUCUGUAUGAGCAGUACAUUUUGACCCGUCACAACGUUAUGGCCAUUUGAGAAAUAAUAUUCAAAACAUUAGAUGUGUGAAAUGUGGUUUGCGAUGAGAAUUGCUUUGUAAACCUUUUUAGACAGAUGAGAUAUGAGCCAGUUACUUUAUUUCUCAUUUGUUCUUGAAUUUCUUUGGUUCGUGGCCUUUUAUUAUAGCUUUUUGAGAUCUUUCCGUUGACUUCAUUUUGUCAGACAAGUUCUACAGUAUUAUGGUGGUAUCUUGAUUGAACAUGCUCAGUGAACGUGAACAUCAACUGUUAGCCUUCCUCAGCCGUGAUAGCUCACAGUAAAUUCAUGAUUUGUGGGGCAAGUAUUUUUUCCACACAGGACCAGUUACUUUUGAAGUGCUUUUUUUCCUUAAUAAAAAUCAAAUCAAUGAACUGCUUUUAUGUUUAUUUGCGUUAUAUUUGUUAUAUUUACAUUUCUUAGAUGACCUUGAACAUUAAAGUAGGGAAACUAUGCAAAAAAGUCAGAAUUUGAGAAUAGGGCAAAUAUUUAUUUUAAAUGCACUGUAAUUAUUAAUGCUGGACAAUGACAAAAAA